AUGGAACCAGAAUCUCCGAAGGACGCCAAAUUUGCUGAAGAGGCCAGGGAAUGGGCAGCCCUAUGGUUCAUUCACCCUCUUUUCAAAGGUGAUUACCCUCCAGCUAUGCGAGAAACCGCUGACAAAAAGUCAAAAGAUGAAGGAAGAACAACAAGUCGUCUACCGUAUUUUACUGAUUAUGAGAGACAAAUGCUCAUUGGCUCUGCCGACUUUCUAGGAAUCAACUACUACAUUACGCUUACCGUACGAGCAUUUAGACCAGAAGAGAGAGGAAAGCAUCUUGGGCUGAACUACGACUUCGAAGGGACCGGCUGGCUGAAUAGCAAGGACAUGCCGUAA
Molecule: messenger RNA, 339 nt
Organism: Cylicostephanus goldi
Lineage: Eukaryota; Metazoa; Nematoda; Chromadorea; Rhabditida; Strongylidae
Source: the annotation of a GenBank genome assembly